Molecule: messenger RNA, 611 nt
Organism: Caenorhabditis angaria
Lineage: Eukaryota; Metazoa; Nematoda; Chromadorea; Rhabditida; Rhabditidae
Source: the annotation of a GenBank genome assembly
AUGUUUCGAGAAUUUGAAAAAUCGCUGAAAAAGCAUGAAAAUGAUGUGAAAAUCAUCAGAGAUUGUGGAAAACAAAAAGAUGAAGCUGAAGUUUAUGUGAGUUUGCUAAAUAGUUUUUGAAUAUACUCAAAAACCUCACCUCUGUAUAUUUAGAAUGCACCACUACAAUGCGCCAACUGCAAAAUCGAUUUCGAAAAUGCGAAACGACUUUUGGAUCACAUAAUGGUUUGUCAAUUUUCGAAAACGGUUGCGGAAGAGUGGCGGACACGCGGAAGUUUGACGGAUGACGUGGAGAACGCGCUGGAAUUGGCGGAAGCGGUGCGCGCGCAAAAUUCCGUGUGGAAAAUGUGAGUUUUUUGUGCUUUUCUGGAAGAAUAGUGGAUUUUCAAUGAAAAUUCAAAAUUUGCAGAAAAAUCCACGACUCCAGUGCCUACAAAAUCCAACUUGCGCUAAAUUCGCCGCUUUGCAAAUUCUUGUCGAAAAUCUCAAUUUUCACUGGCGACAAACUCUCCUUUCUCAAAUCUCCCUCAAAAAUUCGCCAAAAAAUCGAUGGAAAAUGGAUGGAAGUGUAUUUUGUGGCGAAAACCAUUGAGAAUGAUGAACCUGGGUGA